Molecule: messenger RNA, 2050 nt
Organism: Chenopodium quinoa (quinoa)
Lineage: Eukaryota; Viridiplantae; Streptophyta; Magnoliopsida; Caryophyllales; Amaranthaceae
Product: rhodanese-like domain-containing protein 11, chloroplastic
Exons: 10
Coding region: 277-1155 (292 amino acids)
Source: RefSeq, a predicted model, not a curated record
AAGUUCUAGUUUCGAUUUCAAGAAUUUUGACAUGGUAUCUCAUAUGGUUCACUCGAUCACCCCAACUAAUAGAAGUAUAGAACGCAAGUCAUUAUGGAUAAAAACUUUCUCGCCAAUCCUGCCCGAUACGGCUUGGGCUUUAUAGCCUUCAAUAAUCAACACUAGCUCGAAAAGCCUGCCUCUUUUGACCCGCCCCAACCAUCUAGAUGAUCCCCUCAAAAAUUCGCUCCAAAUUCUGGUAAUUGCAAAUUCCUCUACAAGAUAAUUCAAUUAACAAUGGAAGCCCUUGGAGUUCUUCCUCUUUGCUCUCCCAAAAUCUCACCCUCAAAUUUUGACAAAAGAUGCAGCACAAAGUUUUCUAGAACUGUACAAACGUUCAAGUUCAGUGGCCCUAGUUCUGGGCAACUCAUCCCAGUUCGCAAAACUAUGAAUUGGAAAGUAACCAGAAUGCAAGUAGUGGGAGAAGAGUAUGAAUUGAGGCAAAUGAAGGAUAUGGCGGCUGCAAGAAAAAGAUGGGGAAGCUUGGUGAGGGAGGGAAAAGUCAAACCUUUGACACCCAGGGAGGCUGGGUAUGCAAUCCAACUCACCAGCAAAACUCUACUUGAUGUUCGCCCAGCAUCAGAGCGCAACAAGGCAUGGGUUAAGGGCUCAGCCUGGAUACCCGUAUUUGACGUUGAUGACAAAUUUGAUGUUGGGACACUCUCAAAAAAGGCAACAAAUUUCAUGAUGGGAGGAUGGUGGAGUGGUGUGCCUACACUUUCCUAUAAUAGCCAGUUCUUAUCCAAAGUUGAGGAAAAAUUCCCAAAAGAUACAGAUCUUAUUGUUGCAUGCCAGAAGGGACUAAGAUCUUUAGCUGCUUGUGAGCUUCUUUGUAAUGCUGGCUACCAAAAUGUCUUCUGGAUUCAAGGAGGCCUAGAAGCAGCAGAAGAAGAGGAUCUUCAGAGGGAAGGUUCACAGCCUUUUAAAUUUGCUGGAAUUGGAGGCCUUUCUGAGUUUCUCGGUUGGACGGAUCAGCAAAGAGCUGCUGCAGCUAAAGAAGGAUGGCAGUAUCGAUUAGUUUUCUCUGCACGUAUGGUCGGACUGUUUCUUGCUGCAGAUGCAUUGUACAUUGCUGCUCAGCAAGUGGGUCGUUAUCUACAAGAAAUACGAUCGUAGUUAAUGUUUUUCUGCCAUUGCAAAGUUGAAGUCAUUCACUCCUUGCAUGUAGGAACUUGUUUUGGUUUGUAUAUAUGUAUGAACUUGCCAAAUCCAUCUUCUCUUAGUGUAAACGAGUUUCAUUUGUUCACUAAAUUUUUGUAGCGUGAGGGCAAUAAUCUAUGAAAUUUCGAUGAAGAUCCUCGUGAAUGUUGUAUGAAAUCUUAUAUAUAUUAUAUUUCAUAGUUUAAUACCUUCUUUUUACUUUUGGAUUCUGUUAUUCACAGUCCUAAGAAAUAUUGGGUAGCGGGCAUUGAAAUGUCUGAAAUAGUGAAAUACAGAACAAUGCAGAAUCAGCAAAUUUAGAAUGUAUAAAAAGUGUUGGCAGUUUUGGCACACUUCCUACUAUUUUAGGAUGAAAAUUUAAGCAGCUUAUUUAUUACAAGUACGAAGUAUUACUAUUUCUUUUUUAGUAUCGAAUUAUUAGGGCAUAUGCUCAAACCAAACUCACUCCCUAUUUGAGGGACACUCCAAAUUCGGGGGUCAAAGAGUUUAAAAACCAAAAUAUAACUAAAUACUCCAGUGUAAAACAUUAUUCAUGAAAUUGGGGAUUUUUUUUUUUUUUUUUUUUUUUUUUUUGGGGAAAUUGGGGAGGUUCUUGAGGUUUGAUGUUUUUAACUAGACUUUUUGCAUACCGAGUUGGAAUCUUGCACCAAGUAAUUUAGCCUUGAAAAAUAAUCCAAAGUCAAAAUUUAUGCCUAUCCUACACCAACAUCAACACUGUUAAUUAUACCAAUAUGGAGUACGAGUACAUUUUAUGUAAAAUUACUUUGAGGUCGUGGGAUUCCUUACUCUUAACAUUCAAGAGGUUUGUUUAAAUUUUGUUUAAAAAAAAAUAAAAAUAAAAAUAAAAAAA